AUGCCAGUCGCGUCAUUUGAUUCCCCUACCACCAGAACUAGGAGCAGAACCUUGGUUGGAACGGAUAAAGGCGAAUCCAGCGCAGAAGCUAGCGAUGCAUACGAGUCCAGCGAUGAUGAGGCUCCAGAAGAGGAGAACCUGGGAACAUCAAAAGAGGCGGUAACAAGGCAGGAAAACGAGAAAAGAAGGUUACAGGAGGAGAAACAAAGAAUAGAGAGACAGAAAAGAAGAGAGGCACAGCAAAAGUUUGAGAAACAGCAACUGGAGAAAAGGACCAGAUCAGAGGCCAAAGGCCAUAAGUACGAAGAUCUACCCGAUAUCUUGCCAGAUGAUGUUCUGGCUGCAGUUUCUGAAACUGAGGACAAAUCCGAGCCAUUUUCUGCAAGAUCGCACGUUCGUUACGACGAUUUGGACAAGGAGACUCUUAAAGAGGUAUCCAAGCAGAUGAAGGUACAGAAGCUGAGGAUGGCGAGGAAAGCGACCAAGAGCUCAGAGAAGAAAGGACCUGUUACCGUGAAGGUGCUCGAGAAGAUACGAAAGAUCUCCAAUUCUACGACGGUAUUGACGGUUCCAAAGGCGGAGUCGAGGGUGGUGAGUAGUAAGGAUAGGUGGUUGAAAAGAAAGUCGUUAGGAAAGAGAUGA
Kuraishia capsulata CBS 1993 is the source of this 642-nucleotide messenger RNA. RefSeq lists its product as uncharacterized. NCBI's taxonomy places the organism in Eukaryota, Fungi, Ascomycota, Pichiomycetes, Pichiales, Pichiaceae. Gene Ontology annotation, molecular function: snoRNA binding. The transcript has a single exon. Gene Ontology annotation, biological process: rRNA processing. The coding region runs from base 1 to 642 and encodes 213 amino acids. The record is from RefSeq and is a predicted model, not a curated record.